This is a messenger RNA of Maylandia zebra (zebra mbuna), 1707 nucleotides long. The record is from RefSeq and is a predicted model, not a curated record. NCBI's taxonomy places the organism in Eukaryota, Metazoa, Chordata, Actinopteri, Cichliformes, Cichlidae.
ACUAAACAGUAGUAAAAGUUCUUCACAAAGUCGAAGUGCCGGGGAGGGAUCUAUCAGCAAAAUUUCAUAAUUUAUAAUGAGUAAAAAACACAAGCUCACUUCAGAAAGUAAACCUUGUAUCCAAGAAGCUGGUGGAGGAAUACAUCUGGAGGAUCUUCAUGAACAUGAUCAACAAAGUUUGGUAAAAUCUGGGACCCCAAUAAAUAACAAAGAUCCCUCCCCCAACCCUGGCUCGAGUUCCUGUUUAUCUGUUGGUGAUGGCGUAACUAUUCAGAACGAAGGCCAGCAGCAGGAGGAGCCUGGAAGUCCGGAGAAUAAUAUGGAAUUAUAUGAAAUAAUCAAACAUGUUAUGCAAAAUAAGUAUCCUAAUUUUUUUAAUGAAAUAAAUGUGAAUAAUGAUGAUGAAAAAAAAGAGAAAAUCGACAGUUUCAUAGAAGAAAUAUCUAAUUUAAUAAAUCCUGACAAAUUAAAAUAUUCCGACAAAUCAAACAUCUUUAAACGCGUGAUGGAUGACUGGAAAAAAUUACAGGAAGCAGAAAACCCCAUUUGUACGUUUUUGUGUCGAUGUUUAAAAAGGAUUCCCAAAUUAAAGACAUCUAUAAUAAUAUUGCUAGUACGGAACUUGAUUUGGCCUCAAGGAGCAAUAAAUAGUAAAAUUCCAAUUUGUCUUGAUAAAUUUAGGAACCCAUUGUUUAACCACUAUUUAAACACUGGAGAAAAAAAUAAAAUAAAUCAGUAUGGAUUUUAUUUGAUCUUGAUGAAAGAUGGUACCCAAAUUCCUUCUAAAAAAUUUCCCCAAGAUUCAAAAAACAACACCCAUACUGAAGAAUUUAUAAUUCCAGAAUUGGUUGAAUUUGUAUCAAAACAUGGAAACAAGGUAAAAAAAAAUUUUAUAUAUUCAUAUAAUAGCCCGUGUUUAAAAAGGACUGACAAAAAAAACCCUUGUAUGUUUCAGCUUUUGCGCAAAGCUUGUGAAUGGUACGAGGAGUAUCAAAUCUUCACUGAUGUGGCAUUCACACAUUCCUAUGGCAUAUGUGGUCCAAACUAUUUUAAUUAUCUUACAUUUGACGAAAUCUCAUCUCCCAACAGUGGUUUUAAUUCUUAUAUUGAAAAAUGUAAAAACACUAAAAGUGAAUUGGAAAAUCAAAACGUACCAAAACUUAUCAAAAGGAAGCUCCUCAAGGCAUUGGAUAAAGAGAAAAUUGAUAUAAAGACACUUAAAAAUGAUGAUAUUCGAACCGCAUCCAAUUUUCUAAAGGAGGCAGAAAGUUCAUUUGAUCUGCUUAAAAAGUUCUUGGUCAGUGGACGGGAAACUCAUUACGUUUCCUUCAAAUCGCCACCAAAAGUACAGGCAGAAAUCUAUAAAAUACUGAAGGAGAACAACACUUUUAUGCGAUCAAUGAAAAAGUGCAUUAGAGAAGAUUUAAAUAAUGCGAUCUCUCUUGUUUUUAGAAAGAAAUUGGAGUCAAUUCUAGGAAGCAGAGGCUUCUUCCGCCUUCACCACAUUCCUCACAGUUUUCUCUGUUAAUUGAAUAACCAAUACAACAAAUGCAUUUACAGAAUACUCACUGCUAUUUGGAUGUAUUUGGAGGAAUAAUUAGCAUGUUAUGUAAUUUCACAGCUAUCCAGUUGUUUUACUGUCAUCCUUCUAUCUCCUUGUAUUCAGUCCCCCUUUGCUUUAUUAAAACUUUCCUGUAAAACAACCAC